UUUAAAAAAAAAACAUAGCGCGCGAAAUAGUCUCCACCUGUCACUUCACUAUAAAAUGGCGCGCAAUUUCUUGUGACAUCACAGUUACAUUUUCGUUCUGAAACUAAGCAUCGAAAUGUUGGCUCUCCGGACAUAUUUUAUAGCCGCCUUGGCAAUGACGACGGCCGCUCAACAACAACAACAACAAUGGUCACCAUACAACACUAAUCUUCAAACAUAUUUACAACAACACGACCAACAGUUUCAACCAAGCGAAUACUCCGGUGGUUACGACUUUGGUGGCCACGAUGGAGGCAGUAGUGGUGGUCAUGACUUCGGCGAAACAUCUGGCCACGGAGACUUUGGUAACUAUGGUGGUCACGAUCUGAAGGCCCACUCGUAUCCUGUCCAUCAGCACGUCGAAGAAGAAAACCCUGAGCCGAUCAAACAUUACAAAGAGGUCGUUGUUCCUGUCCCAAAGAAUGUAGAGUUCAAAGUCCACCAGCCCAUCCUCAUACCAGUACCUCAUCCCGUUCCAAUCCAGAUACCAGUUCCUAAGGCUGUAGUUAUCCCUAUAAUAAAGGAGGUCUCUGUCCCAGUCGAGAAAUCCGUUCCGUAUCCCGUCGAAAGGGUUGUCCACGUCCCUAAAAUAAAAGAAGUUCCCUUUGAAGUAGUGAAACACAUAAUUGUUCCCGUCGAAAAGCCUGUACCAUUCAAAGUACCCGUGUACGAAACGAUCAUCCACACGAAGAAAGGAUCGCACAAGAUCCGUUGAGUUUAGCUGUAAUGUUAUUUAUUUUGUUUUACAAAAUUAUCUAUUCUUUUAAUCUAUACCUAUAAUUACUAAUAUUGUAAAUGCGUGAGUUUGUUUGUU
Vanessa tameamea is the source of this 853-nucleotide messenger RNA. RefSeq lists its product as uncharacterized. The transcript has 3 exons. Bases 116 to 754 code for a protein of 212 amino acids. The record is from RefSeq and is a predicted model, not a curated record. NCBI's taxonomy places the organism in Eukaryota, Metazoa, Arthropoda, Insecta, Lepidoptera, Nymphalidae.